AUGGAUGAUCGCACUCCGGACGUUCCAGAAACCUCAGGAUCUCCUGGAGAAGAACCUCCUCAAGCACCGUCUUCGGCGUCAUCAUCAACACCAUCUCCCAGAUUUGAUGCGACAGGUGUUAUUUCAGAUGAAGAGGAUAUCAAAAUUACAGAUCUCUCCAAAGCUCCCCCCCCCUCUACCACCAGCACGGCUACGAAAUCUCGCAAACGCGCUCCUUGUGUACAACGCAAGCCAGGGUCCGGCAAAGCGGUUGACCUCCUUGCCAAAACACCCAACAACCUAUCAGACCAUCCAGACCCCGGGAAUUCCAAAGAUCUUGCUCCAAAACUUCUGACCCCACCACCUCAACAGGCGACUCAUCUGCAUCUGGCGUGGCAGAGCAGCUAG
Puccinia triticina is the source of this 387-nucleotide messenger RNA. RefSeq lists its product as uncharacterized. The record is from RefSeq and is a predicted model, not a curated record. Lineage: Eukaryota; Fungi; Basidiomycota; Pucciniomycetes; Pucciniales; Pucciniaceae. Bases 1 to 387 code for a protein of 128 amino acids. The transcript has 2 exons.